GAGGAGCGACGAGCGCGAAUCGCACAAAUAAAGAAAGGCGACGCGGUCGCGAAUACAUCAUCGCCGGAGAGAGAUGAUUGAGAACCGAGCCGAGACUGAGCAGUACUGAGUACCAGAGGCCAGCCCCAGCGUUCAACUGCAUCGCUGGAUUUAACUCUUGAGAUUUGCUGAUAAUAUUUUCAAUGCCGUGGUCCUGAAAGUGGCUCACGAUGAAAAAAAGCCGCAGUGUCCAAGGUGUAACAUCGGCAGAUGAGAAGAAGGAUCCUUCUUUGUCACAAUUUCCCUCGGGCAGCACCCUCGCCGUAGAAGUGUGUAAAGUACAUCGGCGUUUUUCCGGCAACUUGCAACUGCCUCCGUUGUCAUGGCGACAGGCUGAGAAGGAGCAGGAAAGGGGAAGUUUGCUCUCCCCAGAGGAGGACCCAAUGACUCACGCCAGGCCAACAAGUCUACCUAUUGCUUCCCUCCCCCGGAUUGACAUUACAAAGGCUGACCCAAACAGCUUGGAGGGAGAGAAUGCAUCAUUGUGUUGUAGUCCGUCAGACCCGCAAGCAUCUCCGAGUUCAGGUCUGGUUCUUCAUCCCAACCUGGCAAGCCACGGCCAGCGUCGAGAGUCCUUCCUAUACCGCUCCGACAGCGACUAUGAAUUGUCACCAAAAUCCCUUUCUCGGAACUCUUCCAUCGUUGGAGAAUUCCAUGGAGAGGACUUGAUAGUAACUCCCUUUGCCCAGGUUCUGGCAAGCCUUCGGACUGUCAGGAAUAACUUCACAACAUUAACGAAUGUGCAAUGUGCAUCCAAUAAGAGAUCUCCUGCUUCAAAUCAGCCUCCUGUCACCAAAGUCUGUUUGUCUGAUGAGUCCUACCAGAAGCUUGCUAUGGAGACCAUGGAGGAGCUCGACUGGUGUCUGGACCAGUUGGAGACCAUCCAGACCUACCGCUCUGUCAGUGACAUGGCGUCCAAUAAGUUCAAAAGGAUGCUGAACCGGGAGCUGAGCCACCUGUCUGAGAUGAGUCGCUCUGGCAACCAAGUGUCAGAGUACAUCUCCAAUACCUUCCUAGACAAACAGAAUGAGCUAGAGCUCCCGUGUCCUGUUCCCAAGUCAAGAGAAAGAAAACGCAGGCAAGGCCAACAGCAACAGCAGCAAGGUGGCAUGAUGACUCAGAUUGGUGGGGUGAGAAAGGCCAGCUAUACACCUUGUAUCUCUGGAGGAACCAACAAUCGCUUUGGGGUGAAGACGGAUCAGGAAGAACUACUGUCAAAGGACCUGGAGGACAUCAAUAAAUGGGGACUGAAUAUCUUCAGGGUUGCAGAACACUCUCACAACCGGCCCCUCACAUGCAUCAUGUAUGCCAUCUUCCAGGAGCGAGACUUGAUGAGGACUUUCAAGAUUCCAACAGAUACAUUUGUGGCAUUCAUGCUCACACUGGAGAGCCACUACCACUCUGACGUGGCCUACCACAAUAGCCUGCAUGCCGCAGACGUCGCCCAGUCCACUCAUAUUCUACUAUCCACUCCAGCAUUGGACGCCGUCUUCACUGAUCUGGAAAUCCUGGCAGCCAUUUUUGCAGCGGCAAUUCAUGACGUGGAUCACCCGGGAGUGUCCAAUCAGUUCCUAAUCAACACAAACUCAGAACUGGCUCUGAUGUACAACGACGAGUCGGUACUGGAGAACCACCACCUGGCUGUGGGCUUCAAACUGCUCCAGCAAGACAACUGCGACAUAUUUCAAAACCUCGGCAAGAAACAGAGGCAGACACUGAGAAGAAUGGUCAUCGACAUGGUUUUGGCAACUGACAUGUCGAAACACAUGAGCCUACUGGCGGACCUCAAGACAAUGGUGGAGACCAAGAAGGUGACCAGCUCGGGAGUCCUUUUGUUGGACAACUACACAGACAGAAUGCAGGUUCUUCGUAAUAUGGUCCACUGUGCGGAUCUGAGCAAUCCCACCAAGCCUCUUGAUCUGUACCGGCAGUGGACCGACAGGAUAAUGGACGAGUUUUUUCACCAGGGAGAUAGGGAGAGAGAACGGGGUAUGGAGAUCAGCCCCAUGUGUGAUAAACACACAGCGUCGGUGGAGCGGACACAGGUGGGCUUCAUUGACUACAUCGUGCAUCCUCUAUGGGAGACGUGGGCCGACCUGGUCCACCCGGAUGCCCAGGACAUCCUGGAUAUGCUGGAGGACAAUAGGAACUGGUACCAGAGCAUGAUCCCCCAAAGUCCUUCCCCUCCCUUCUACUCCAAUGAAGGGGAUGUGGCACCGCACGGGGAGCUGGAGGGCGGUCCAGCCGCCACCAAGUUUCAUUUUGAGCUGACCCUGGACGAGCAGGAAAGGGACAAUAUGGCAAUGGAGACGUCAGCGUGCGACGGCGAGGCGCCCCGAGGUCACCACUCCCCGACGCAUGAUGAGACAUAGCGAGGCUAACAGUCAAUUGUAAGAGCGUAGCGCCUCUUUGGUAUUCAUUUGGUUGCAGUUGAGAAAUCCUGCAAUGCGUGGCUCUUUAGAGCUUUCUGGCUGAGAGGGCCUUACUGAAUGCUGGGCCCAUCUGCUGAUGAGCCUCGGAAACCCUGCGGCAGUUUGUUUUUCAAUCCUCCAGGAUGGAAGGUGGCGGACUUCUGUUGAAGCGCAGAAGCAAAGGACGGGAAGCGGACAAUAUUCAUUUUUUUCGUACACUGACAAGUGAAAAAUUCCCAAUUUGCACUUCAGGACAUGACUUCAAUGUAUUUACCAACACAAACUAUGUGUUGUGUUUGGAUUCAAUGUUCAACCAAGACUACUAGUCAGCAAUGUUCCCUCUAAUUUUUCAUGUGUCUGAGCAAACACACAAUCUCCCUGAGCACACUGCGGCCCACGGUGAGCAACAUCAGAUGUGUACCGUAUUUUUUGGACUAUAAGUCGCACCAGCCAAAAAAUGCGCAAUGAAAAGUUAAAAACAUAUAUGUCGCACCGGCGUAUAAAUAGCAUUUUGGGGGGGAAUUUAUUUGGUAUAACCCACCACCAAAAACAGACAUGUCAUUUUGAAAGGCAAAUUUAGAAUAAAAAUACAAUAGAGAACAACAGGCUGAAUAAGUGUACGGUAUGAUAACAUUACAUGACUCAUAAACAACGAACUGAGAACAUGCCUGGUAUGUCAAUGUAACAUAGCUAUUUAGAGUUAUUCAGAUAACUAUAGCAUAAAGAACAUGCUAACUAGCAACAAUGAUAUAAUAACGUGUGAAUAAGUUCACAUAUAAGUCGCUCCAGAAAAUAAGACGCACCCUCUGCCAAACUAAGAAAAAAACUGCGAUUUUCGUCCGAAAAAUACGGUACAUAGCGGCCACACACCAGUAUCAUGCCUUUUCACGCCUAUUAGCAUUUCUACUGCCCGUAAAUUAUACAGUAGUAAGAGCAUUUAAUGAUUAAUAUCCAUGAUUAAAAUAUCUUAAUAAAUGUCACUGGAAUACACACCAAUCUGACUUAAAUUGUACCUUAUUUUUCACGUCUUAAUAUAUAGGACUUGCAUUUGGUGUACUGAUAUGUCAGUGCUCUCAUCUACUAUCAGUGUAUGCCAGGGUGCAUUUUUAACACUGCACAUAGUCUCGUUCUCCACUAUAUCAUUGAUUGAGUUUACAAAUUCAAAGGCAUAGUUUUUACUUCGCCAGCUUUCUGGUAUACUCACAUACUUUGACAUGUGAUUGUGGAUUUGUUGAACUGACACCAAUGACGCAUUCAUUUCGAUGGUGAGUAAAAUAUUGUCAAUGAGAACUUCAACGUGCUCUGGGUCAGAUUUUGCUUUGUGGGACAGCUUGUUUCUCUUCUGUCGGUCUUUUGCUUUCUCCCACAAUAAUGUACCAAUCCCCUAUCGCAUCUUGAGUCUUUGUAAUUUUCAACAGCUUUCAAAUGACUUUUCUGCUGAAUAUGACGCUUGAGGUAGUCCAACUUCCAUUCAGUCCACAUUUUUCCCUCUGAAAACUCACUUGGUACUUUGGCUUCAGUUUCACCGCUUGUUCGUCUAUUUGCACAUGCUCCGACAGCCAUUCCUUCUUAUAUGGACCGCAUUUCAUUUUUACUUUGGCUUGGUGAGUGGAUGUGUCGCUGCCCGUUCGUUUCGCCAUGAUAAGGGGUUGGCCUUUACGUCUCUCAGCUCCGCCGCACUCACGCACUGUUGUCAGCUUGCUAACCUACACCGCGCGUGUAGGCUGGGCAAUACACAAGCAAUGUCAAUGCUAUGAUUGGCUGCGUAGCGGAAGUGAAUCUUAUCGUAUCAUUUGCUGGACACCUGUCACUCACCGAGUUACAACAUACGUUUCUGUUGAUUUUUUUUUGUGUGCGCAGCAUUGAAUUUCUUGUGCGCAGAGUAGGUGCCAGCAGUGCGCGAUUGCGCACGCGCGCAGCUUAGAGGGAACAUUGCUAGUCAGAUAGUUAAUUGUAACCAAGCUGUUUUUUCCUCUCUUAAAAAUGAAUGUGUGCCUUUGUUUGUUUGUUUUUUUACAAUGUUGUGUAAUUUUAUUAUUUUUUUAAUUUAUUGAACACAUUCAUGUAGCAGUCAAAUGUGUACCAUUUUCUACAGAAGUGAAAUGUUUGUCUCACGCGGUCUUCCUGAUAUUCCGGCAAUAGUGUGAGCUCGUUCUCAUUGAAGCAUUCAGUGGUUGCAUCAAAAUCACUUUGACUUCCCCGCACACUUUGCACUUCGUGGCCCAAAGUAUCCGUAAUUCACAAUCACAAGGACAACGAUCAACAUGUAAAACCAAAAUAAUGGAUGUUGAUUUUGCAUAAGCAAUUACUUAACUCAGUUUUUCAACUCCAAAGAUUUUGUCAUUUUGACGACUCCCUUAGCUUUGCUUCAAGCUGAGCUCUGACGUCAGUUUUAAAAUGCCAUUUCCCUUUCCGUUAAGUCAAACACUCACCUGUUAUGGUUAGCACCCUUCCAGUCCAUUAAAUUCACUUCAAACCAUGACUCAUUCUGAACAUGAAACGAGUAAAGGCACCUGUGUGCACAUUUUACGACAAAUUAGUGAUUUCAUAAUUGUAUCUUCACGUUUUUACUGCGGCACAUUGUCGACAGUUCUGCAGCUGUUUGUUGGUCUGUCAACACUACCUUAAAGGUACCACGUUGUCAAGUGCAAGCUUUAGUAAAAGAGCAGUUGGCCAUUAUGUCAUGGCAUGAGUCGCUUUCUCCAGUAUGUGCGCGCGCGUGUGGAAAACGAUCACAGAAUUGCACAGAAACAUGUUGCACCCAGCCGUGUAGUGCUGACCCUUCCGCUGUUUGUAACAGUGUAUUUAUUAUGUUGUACAGUAUACUAUUGAUAUUGGUUCAGAAUUGUCACUGUAUAUGUGUUAUUUAUAUGCACUACCACAUGUCAAAUCAGUUAAGACUGAUCUUGUCUGGUGGCUCCGUUUAAUUGUGCUCCGCUAUUUUGUUAUACAGUGAGACUAUAACAUGAUCUUAUGCAGUUCCAAUUUGAACUAUUUGAAAAGUACUGUACUUUUUGGGGUUUUAAGUAAGAGUGGUUUGGAUCCACCUCUUUUGGGGGGCAGAAUAUGUUUCGCUUUAAUGGAAGCUAUUGAUUUCAGGAUAAUGUGUACAGUGACAGGUCAUUGUACAGUUUGCAAUAUUCAUGGAAACCUAUUAAAUUUAUAUUUUCAAUGUUUACUUCACAGUGCUUAUAGUAAAACGGUAUAUGUUGUGCUCAACAAAUGUUUUCUAUGAGAUUAUUAAAAUGGGCAUGUAUUAACAUAUAACUUGCUCUGAUGUCUUUCUGGGUGGACUGGGGACAAGUUGUCAGGGAUCGUGGACGAGCAGGCAGGCGGGGACCAAAAGCAGGAAAAACGGGGAGGCAAGGCAGGUUGGUGUUGGUAACUCAAAAAAUGUUUUUAAUAGGGCUGGACAAAUUAUCGCGUUAACGGGCUCUAAUUAAUUUUUUAAAUUAGUCACGUUAAAAUAUUUGACGCAUUUAACGCACAUGCCCCGCUCAAACAGAUUAAAAUGACAGCACAGUGUCAUGUCCAUUUGUUACUUGUGUUUUUUGGUGUUUUGUCACCCUCUGCUGGCGCUUGGGUGCGACUGAUUUUAUGGGUUUCAGCACCAUGAGCACUGUGUAAUUAUUGACAUCAAUAAUGGCGAGCUACUAGUUUAUUUUUUGUUUGGAAAUUUUACAAAUUUUAUUAAAACAAAAACAUUAAGAGGGGUUAUAAUAUAAAAUUUCUAUAAUUUGUACUUACAUUUAUCUUUUAAGAACUACAAGUCUUUCUAGCCAUGGAUCGCUUUAACAGAAUUUUAAUAAUGUUAAUGCCAUCUUGUUGAUUUAUUGUUACAAUAAACAAAUACAGUACUUAUAUACAGUAUGUUGAAUGUAUAUAUCCAUCUUGUGUCUUAUCUUUCCAUUCCAACAAUAAUUUACAGAAAAAUAUGGUAUAUUUUAUAGAUGGUUUGAAUUGCGAUUAAUUACAAUUAAUUAAUUUUUAAGCUGUGAUUAACUCGAUUAAAAAUUUUAAAUUUUGACAGCCCUAGUUUUUAAAGUACAAUCAACAGCUUGGGAUAUAUACCAAACGACUGGGAAACAAACCCAAUUUAUGUAAGGACAGUGAGUCAGGAACACAGGUAACAUUGGACACUGACAUAGACGAUAACGCAACAAAAACUGACUACACAUGAGGAUCUUAAAUACAGACAUGGGAUAACAAGAAAAUGAGGCACAGGUGGGUGACACAAGAGGCAGCAGACUGGUCGACACACAAGAGGGCACAGCAAAUGUAAUCAUAGGUGGAGUUUGACUUUUUGGGCAGAGGGGGCACAAUAUGUUGAUGACCCCGAAACGCAGUGUCAGCAAUAAAAUUAACAAGAAUAUUUAUAGUAAUAAGUUGAAAAUGAGCGUUUUUUUUCCCCCAUCAUUCCUGAGGGGAGUUCUAAAUCAGGCUGCGUAGCACAGCUAUACUUUUCGCCAGGAUCGUCAUCCAUUGAAUAUGAUACGCCCCGCCCAUGUCGUCCCAAUGUAGUAACCCUGGUCAAAAAUUGUAUCCCCUGGGCGGAGCCACUGCGCUGCACCGAUUUGCUUGAUUUCAAUGUUUUGG
Messenger RNA from Corythoichthys intestinalis (scribbled pipefish), 7046 nucleotides. RefSeq names its product cAMP-specific 3',5'-cyclic phosphodiesterase 4B-like. Gene Ontology annotation, molecular function: transmembrane transporter binding; 3',5'-cyclic-AMP phosphodiesterase activity. Gene Ontology annotation, cellular component: cytosol; perinuclear region of cytoplasm; nucleus. The record is from RefSeq and is a predicted model, not a curated record. The coding region runs from base 210 to 2411 and encodes 733 amino acids. NCBI's taxonomy places the organism in Eukaryota, Metazoa, Chordata, Actinopteri, Syngnathiformes, Syngnathidae. Gene Ontology annotation, biological process: signal transduction. The transcript has 17 exons.